AUUAGGUUGAUGCGUACAUGUUUUGACCAAUAGGACAUGGUCAUGUUUUUUGCCCUAACCUCCUAAUUUGUCCUAACCUGGGAUUUCUACUGUCUCUAAGAAGAGUGACAUGUUUUCCAAGUAAAUUGUUUAUAAUUUAUCAUGUGACACAACAUUAACUUGACUCUACAUAGAUGCUGACUCUGUUCUUCACUGCAUGUAGUCUGUAGGUUUAGAUACUACAUCUAAGUUAGUCCAUUAGGUGAACACGCCUUUUUCUCACAUCUAUAAAAAUAAUUUUCUUUUAAGUCUGUGAAGAUUUUCAGUCAUCCAGGUUCUCUUCUCCGUAGUAGUCGUAGAAAUUCUAUUUCAAAGCAGUGCAAAUUGUAGGACUGAAGCUGUUCCAACCACUGAUGAUUCCUUUGUAUUUUCCACUGAAUUUAUAGUGGCCUAAUAUAGAAUGACCCGCCCACCAUGGUCACACACAGAGCUGCCCCCAGCCUCCUGCCCCAUGUGGGUCACAUCUGCCUUAAUAAAGCUGAUAAACUGCAGCCAUCUCCAAACACACCGUGGUGUCCAUCGUGACUCUGCUCUGGCACUCGGACCUGGACAAAGAGGACUAAGAGGUAUUAUUGCUCAACAUGACGGAGAGCUGCGACUGCUCAAAGUGUAAGCAGUCCUUAUACGGGCUGAAGUACAUCCUGAAGGACGAGGAGGCGUACUGCACCAAGUGCUACGAGGAACUGUUCUCUCACAACUGUGAGACGUGCCACAAGCUGAUUGGCUGUACCAGCAAGGAUCUGUCAUAUGACAACCGACACUGGCACAGCGAGUGCUUCCUCUGCAUGGAGUGCAGCCGAUCUCUGGUUGAUCGGCCCUUUGCCACCAAAAAUGAUUUGCUGAUGUGCACUGACUGCUACUGCAACAAGUACUCAGCCAAGUGCAAAGCCUGUCUAAAGACCAUCGUUCCAGGCACUAAAAAGAUGGAGCACAAGGGCAACAGCUGGCAUGAGAACUGUUUCACUUGCAACCGUUGCCAGCAACCUAUCGGCACGAGGAACUUUGUCCAAAAGGAAGGCAACAAUUUCUGCAUGCCCUGCUACGAGAAGCUGUUUGCCUUGCAGUGUGUUCACUGCAAGAAGCCUAUCACCACUGGAGGAGUGAACUACCGUGAGCAGCCCUGGCAUAAGGAGUGCUUCGUCUGCAUUGGCUGCAAGCAGCAGCUGGCGGGACAGCGCUUUACGUCUCGGGAUGACUUCACCUAUUGCCUGGAGUGUUUCUGCAACCUGUUUGCCAAGAAGUGUGCCUCCUGCACCACCCCAAUCAGUGGUCUUGGCGGAAGCAAGUACAUCUCUUUUGAGCAGCGCCAGUGGCACACUAACUGCUUCAACUGCAGGAAGUGCUUUGUGUCCCUGGUUGGCCGAGGUUUUCUGACGAGCAAAGACGACAUUCUGUGCCCUGACUGCGGCAGAGACAUCUGAGAAAUCUCCAAAGAUGAAUGGAGUUCAUUCAGGUCAAAGAAAAACCCAUCGACCCCUGCUUGGUUCUAGCCUUUGGCAUCAUUCAACAUUUAGUAUUUGCAAACAUUUAGCUGUUGUUAUUUCUAUUGAGCACUGAUGAUUCCCUAUCUUAUAUUAAUAAUUUUUCAAAUAAGUGUAUUCCAAUUUUCUUCAUUUGGAAAUUAGUUUCAUAGGAAUAUCUAAAACAAAGACGUUUGUGUUGCAAUAUUGGUAGAUACGUCAGUAUUUCAGAGUAUCCUAAAUUGCUUAAUGAACGACACUGUGAAGAAAUUUAAUCUUAGGAGUUUUUAAUUGCUGCUACUAACAUCCUUUCUUGUUUAUUAAAAUCGAAUUAUGUACAAAUCAAUAAAGUCUCCAUUUGUGGCAUGAAACCGUUGUCUGUGUAUUUACACAAUUGGGUAUAAUUUGCAUUCAUACUUCUCUACUUUGUUUUAUUUAUUCUAACUUCCACAAACUCAAAAUAUUCUUCGAUCUGAUUAUUCCUGAAACAUUUUGAUGGCUUACAAGACCCCUUUUCCAUAGACGAUCUUUGUCAAGCUGUC
This is a messenger RNA of Cynoglossus semilaevis (tongue sole), 2041 nucleotides long. RefSeq names its product four and a half LIM domains protein 2-like. The coding region runs from base 621 to 1460 and encodes 279 amino acids. The record is from RefSeq and is a predicted model, not a curated record. NCBI's taxonomy places the organism in Eukaryota, Metazoa, Chordata, Actinopteri, Pleuronectiformes, Cynoglossidae. Gene Ontology annotation, molecular function: transcription coregulator activity. The transcript is spliced from 6 exons. Gene Ontology annotation, cellular component: Z disc; nucleus.